Caretta caretta (loggerhead turtle) is the source of this 1049-nucleotide messenger RNA. RefSeq names its product transmembrane and immunoglobulin domain containing 1 (gene TMIGD1). Gene Ontology annotation, molecular function: cell adhesion molecule binding. The record is from RefSeq and is a predicted model, not a curated record. Gene Ontology annotation, biological process: cell-cell adhesion. Gene Ontology annotation, cellular component: cell-cell junction; plasma membrane. NCBI's taxonomy places the organism in Eukaryota, Metazoa, Chordata, Testudines, Cheloniidae.
AAUUCAGUGAAGGAACAAGACCUUGACCCCAGUUUAUCUGACUCACUUGACACUGAACUACAAUAAAAACAUUACAGUUCAACCCUUAUAAAUGAGAUGGGGAAAGCGUUGUGCAUUUCUGAACAGGAGAAGCGUCUUCACAGACUCUCCCCAAGAUCCCACCUGAGUAUAUCAGAGAUGGCCCAGAAGAGCCGCCUACCCACCCCUUAUGGAGUACCUGUCCUUGCAGUUUUACUUUUUCCAUGUCUAGUCACAGGUGUGGAGCUGGCUAUAAACAAUUGUUCUGAUAACCAAAUACUAGCCACAAAGCCUGGCCGUGAAGAGUCUCUGUGGUGUACUGUACAUAACAGCAGCAGGGCGGAGGAAUUACGCUGGUACCGAGACAGUGGGACUGUGAACAUGAAAGAUGGCAAUAAAAUGAAUACCACUAACAUCUGCAUCCUUCCAGUCUCUAAGACCGACAAUGGAGUCAGCUUUACCUGCAAGCUGGUGCGGAACGAGUCUGUUCAGAUCUCGGUGACUCUGGAUGUCCAGUUUCCCCCUCUCCUAACUGGGGAAGACCCUCCUCCAGUAGAAGAAAAGAAUGAUGUGAAGCUGACUUGCAAUGUGAAUUCCAACCCUCAAGCUGAAAUGGUUUGGUAUAAAGACAACAGCACCCUGACCCUGAAGAAAGAUCGCUAUCAGAUAUACCAUACGAGUGAGGUCUUCCAGCUGACUAUCAAGAAAGUAGAAAAAUCUGACAAUGGAACAUACACUUGUGAGGCUAAAUCUGUUCUUGGAGGGAUGAAAAAGGAGUUCCACCUGACAGUUGAAGAUAGAAAACCAGUUUUUCCCUUGGAGGCCAUUAUUGCUGCCACCGUGGUGGUUUUACUCACUGUAAUUUUUGGAAUUGUGGCUCGAAGAGAAAAAAUAUUUAAGUGCUUCAAAAAGACAAAACAAACACCAGGUGAAACAGCUCUGUGAAGAAAUCCUGAGGUUACUUUGUGCACCUAAGAAGCAUCAUCUGUAGCAAGACAUAUGCCGUUGUGUUAAGGGAUGGGAUUAGCCAU